UCCCCGCGUCGUCGCCAUUUUUUAUUCUGAGCAUCAAUUCACAUCAGGUGUACGACAAUCAGAAAUUUAUUUGGAAUUUAUUUAUUGAUUGAAAUGGCGUUCGUCAGGGGAUUGAUCAGGAAUUUUGGUCGGAGUCUCCGGAUUUCACAGCCCCAGAGGACAAUUUCUGUCAGUCCUGUCUCCAGGAUUAAAGAGAUUGUUGAGAAGAAAGAGGGAAAUGUUUUGAUUAUCGAGGGGAAAAUAGUGGAGGACCCGAAGGAGAAGAAUCUUCUGGAACGUGCCAGCACUGGAGCAUGUCUGCUAUGUUCUGCUGGAGUCGAUAUAAAACAUACGGAUGUCCUGAUUCUCAGUCAAUUCCUCCGGUCGGACGGUCGUCUCAUGCCCCAGAGAGUCACAGGUUUGUGCACAAUCCAGCAGAAACGACUCAACAAACUCGUAGCGAUGUCCCAGAAGGCGGGCCUCAUGCCCAACAUUGCCCCUUCAAACAGCAAGAGAGAUCCCACCAAGAGAUUCGGAUUCAAAGCAUUCAAUGUUUAUUACGACGAGACAACUAUUGAGGAUAAAUUCCAAAGCGUUCUUUGGAGAUGAAUUAUCCAUUAUCUUGAAUAAAUAAUGUAAAUAAAUUGAUUAAAGAUUAUAAAUUUA
This is a messenger RNA of Fopius arisanus, 645 nucleotides long. It is a transcript of the gene mRpS18A, whose product is annotated as mitochondrial ribosomal protein S18A. Gene Ontology annotation, cellular component: mitochondrial small ribosomal subunit; ribosome. Gene Ontology annotation, molecular function: structural constituent of ribosome; small ribosomal subunit rRNA binding. The transcript has 3 exons. Bases 94 to 588 code for a protein of 164 amino acids. The record is from RefSeq and is a predicted model, not a curated record. NCBI's taxonomy places the organism in Eukaryota, Metazoa, Arthropoda, Insecta, Hymenoptera, Braconidae. Gene Ontology annotation, biological process: mitochondrial translation.